CUCCUCGGCUGUAGUGAAGUGUAUCGGCGGACAAAUAGGGUCCUCCUCCGCAGCCUCCGGCCCAUCAUCCCAUCGUCUUGUCUCAUAGCUUCUGCAACAUCUUUCGAAUCAGAGUUCGCAUAUACCAUUCAUCUGUUCUCAGGACUUCACGGAAAAGUCGUCUCGUCGUACCUAAGCCGGAUGUCCAGGCUUUCCCAGUUUCCCUGUUGUGUUUUUUUUUCUCUGACGUGGUGGCGCCGUCUCAAUAGUGUCAGAUGGAUUCACGACACCGGGAUCUGAAGACCACCAUUGCUGCUCUUGCGGCUUCGACGAAGGCCUCCAUCGACGCUCUUACUGCUUUGUUGGAGCAACGACGGGACAAUUUGAUGGUUCAUUUUCCAUGGCACGCGACUCCCAACC
Linum tenue is the source of this 399-nucleotide messenger RNA. Lineage: Eukaryota; Viridiplantae; Streptophyta; Magnoliopsida; Malpighiales; Linaceae. The record is from the annotation of a GenBank genome assembly.